Molecule: messenger RNA, 1575 nt
Organism: Neoarthrinium moseri
Lineage: Eukaryota; Fungi; Ascomycota; Sordariomycetes; Amphisphaeriales; Apiosporaceae
Exons: 5
Coding region: 1-1575 (524 amino acids)
Cellular component (GO): box C/D methylation guide snoRNP complex; small-subunit processome
Molecular function (GO): snoRNA binding
Source: RefSeq, a predicted model, not a curated record
AUGACCAAGAUCGACUUUCUGUUGCACGAGAGCGCCCUCGGCUAUGCCAUCUUCAAGGUCGUCCACCAGCAGGACACGGUCGGCCUGCACCUCAAGGAGGUCCAGAAGGCCGGCCAGGACCUGUCCAAGUUUGGCAAGAUGGUCACCCUGGUGAACUUUGCCCCGUGGCGUAUGCUGACGCGUUCUGGCGCCCCCCUCUGCAGCAACGCCGCUGAUGCCCUCGAGAACAUCAACUACAUCAGCGAGGGCCUCAUGCACGACUACCUCAAGUCCAACCUCGAGCUGAACCUGCCCCAGUCCAAGAAGAGCAAGGUCGUCCUGGGCCUGGCCGACAAGAACUUGGCCGGUAGCAUCAAGGCCGCCUUCCCCGGCAUCGAGUGCGAGACGGGCGACACCAGCGAGGUCUGCGCCGACCUGCUGCGAGGCGUCCGCCUGCACGCCGCCAAGCUGCUGAAGGGUCUCGAGGAGGGCGACGUCGAGCGCUCCCAGCUGGGUCUGGGCCACGCCUACAGUCGUGGCAAGGUCAAGUUCAACGUCCACAAGAACGACAACCACAUCAUCCGCGCCAUUGCUACCCUGGACAACCUCGACAAGGGUAUCAACCUCUUCUCGCAAAAGGUCCGCGAGUGGUAUGGCUGGCACUUCCCUGAGCUCUACGCCAUUGUCAGCGACAACAUGACCUACGCCAGACUUGCCCUGUACAUUGGCAACAAGUCGUCUCUUUCUGACGAGUCCGAGGACAAGCUCCACGAGCUGGCUCAGCUGGUGAACGAGGAUGAGGAGAAGGCCCUUGAGAUCAUCAACAAGGCCAAGAUCUCCAUGGGUCGCGACAUCUCGGACGUCGACAUGGAGAACAUCUCGACCUUUGCCAACCGCGUCGUCAAGCUGGCCGAGUACCGACGAUCCCUGUACUCCUACUUGACCGAGAAGAUGAGCACCGUGGCCCCCAACCUAGCCUCCCUCAUCGGCGAGGUCGUUGCCGCCCGUCUCAUCCAGAAGGCCGGCAGCUUGACCAACCUGAGCAAGUACCCCGCCUCUACGCUGCAGAUCCUCGGAGCCGAGAAGGCGCUCUUCAGGGCCCUCAAGACCAAGGGCAACACCCCUAAGUUCGGCUUGAUCUACCACAGCACCUUCAUCGGCCGUGCAUCCCAGAAGGACAAGGGCCGCAUCUCCAGAUACCUGGCCAACAAGUGCAGUAUCGCCAGCAGAAUCGACAACUUCGCUGAGCAGCCCUCCAAGAAGUUCGGUGAGGCCCUCAGACAACAGGUCGAGGACCGCCUGGAGUUCUACGCCAGCGGCAAGAAGCCCACCAAGAAUGUUGAUGCUAUGGACAAGGCUAUGGCUGAUAUCCUGGCUGACGGCCAGUCUCUGGCCAUCGACCACGAGAUGAUCGAUGCACCCCUGCCACCCAGUGCCGAAGUCACCUCCGAGAAGAAGGAGAAGAAAGACAAGAAGGACAAGAAGGACAAGAAAGAGAAGAAGAGGAAGCACAGCGAUGUGAACGGCUCCAUCGAGACACCCGAGCCAGUGGAUGGCGAGAAGAAGAAAAAGAAGAAGAGAAAGUCCGAGGCGUAG